UGGAGGAAUUCAAGCAAACCCUGCUGGUGAUAGGAAAAGCAAAGAGUGCUUCAGCAGAGCCAGGACUCGGAGAUGGGAAAAGCCCUUUCCUCAAGGCAGCUCACCCGACACCACCCCGACAUCGCCUGCUCCACGGCCGGAGCCAACAAUAACUCCAUCGGAUAAACCUCAGCUCCUGAUGGCUAAAGCAGCAUCUGAGCUGAGCUUGGGAAGUGGCGAAAUGAGGGAUGAGUCCAUCAGGGACCAGGUUUGGAAAAAAGAGAAGGAAAACUCAUUCUGCAGCCAUUCGGUGGAGGGAGCAGCUGUCCCUGCGCUCCGAGGCAGCCGAGCACCAGCUCCACUCGCUGGCACAUCCCGCCUGCUCCAGUCACUCAUUCCAGCCUUUCCCACUGACAAGGCUGUGGAACAGAUUGCUGUCACCAGCUCGGAGCUGAAUGCGGGGGGAGUCAUGCGGGGAGCAGAGGGACCAGAUCCCAGCAGGGCAGCAGUGGGACAAGGCAGGAACUGCCUGUAUCCAUGUGAGGAGCACAGGGAAAACCAUGACCACCAUGACUGUGACCACCAUGACCAUGACCAUGACUGUGUCCAAGACCAUGUCCACAUCCACACUGGCCACGUCCACAUUGGCCACCACCAUGACCACCACGACCACCACCACACCAUGCAGAGCCCAGCUGCACUGAGAUCCAGCUUCUACCAGCUGGGAACUUAACUAGGUCCAUUAAUUAAGCUCAUUGUGCCACCUUCUCAUCAGGCCAGCAUGGGGGAUGUUGGGGGGACUGUGGGGCAGGACCCCGUCCCUCAGCUUCCAGGGGUGCUGCGGAACCUCCCCGGUCCCAGCAGUGCCCCAGGCAGUUCAGGAUGGGGGACUCUUGUGAAGGACCCUUCCCAAAUCCCUAGAAAGGGAUGCUCCAUGCUCAUCCCAGUCCCUGCAGCUCAUCCACAUGGUUCUUGUAUCCAUUUAUCCCAGGAAAACCAGGCCCAGCACCUUGACUUCCCCCACACUGCCCGGUUCCUACACGACAGCCUGGGUUUUGUUUACACUCAGACUACUUCGCUCUUUUUUCUCUCUGAAAUCUGGGCCAUUUAUUUGAAAUAAACCCAGUGAUUUAACAUGGGAACGAAAUCCCAACCCCUGUGGCAUCGAGUUUCAAAACAUUUGGGCUAUUUGAACAUUUCUGUCACUUCCAGCAGGGUAGGAACUGCUGGAAUUUAACUCACACUCACAAAUGGGUUUAUUUCUCUCGUUGUGUGUUUCCGGGUAAAUUUGGUAUCGGGGAAAUAAAACCUGUCAAGCUUGAUCUGACACUCUCCAAUCCCAAAAUUCCUCUGGGGUUGGCUGGGU
Molecule: messenger RNA, 1345 nt
Organism: Corvus hawaiiensis (hawaiian crow)
Lineage: Eukaryota; Metazoa; Chordata; Aves; Passeriformes; Corvidae
Product: protein disconnected-like
Exons: 2
Coding region: 179-712 (177 amino acids)
Source: RefSeq, a predicted model, not a curated record